This is a messenger RNA of Drosophila serrata, 1416 nucleotides long. RefSeq names its product spacewatch (gene spaw). NCBI's taxonomy places the organism in Eukaryota, Metazoa, Arthropoda, Insecta, Diptera, Drosophilidae. The record is from RefSeq and is a predicted model, not a curated record.
CUACCUCACUCACCUAUCUGGCUUACCUCAGAGCUGACUGAACAUUCGUAAAAAAGCUCUACCUCUAGGACUUGUUCAAAAUUCCAGUAUGUCUCGUCUGUCGGUCGUGAGAGGUCUUCCAUGCGGUUUCCUCCGUAGAGGCCACCUAUACCUGGGUUGUCGACAUAAGUUUCGCUGUCUGUCCGAUGACACUGAUUCGUCCUCUGACCUGGUGCAGAGUAAGCUCAAGCGGGUCGAAAUGAAGAAGCCUUUGGCACAGCCAAAUUACCACUAUGUCUGGCCGGAAGUUUAUAGCAGCGAGGAUAACGAGAUGACCGAUGAUGGAUUCACCGCCACAUGGAACUUUAAGAACAAUGAACUGGACGUAGAGCAGCUGGCAGGUCUACCGAGUCCCAAUGAGGCCGACGAUCCGUACUCGUAUUCCGAGUAUGAAGAAGAGACCACUGAAGAGGAGGAGCAUCAGAAGUUCCAGGAGGAAUUGCAGUUUGGUAGAAUGCUCGCCUUGCGAGAGCAACUGAACCGAGAGCUCAGCUCCUCCGAAUCCUUUACCACGGACGAACGAAACUCUCUGGCUUCUGUGAAGGAGAAUGUGGACUUUAUGAUGGAGGAGCUGAGUCAGAUUUCAUUCAUGUUGAAGGCCCUGUACCCCGAGCAAUGCAACGCCACCGCAUAUUCCGCCGCUGAUUCAAUGGUCGAGGAGGAUUGCGUCAUGGGAAGAGCUUACUCGGAACCUCAGAUGGCUUCUUGGGUAUACACAAAUCCCAAAUUGAACCCCAACCAAGCGAAUGCUGAUGUCUAUGAUGUGGAAGAAAAGGAAGAUGUAACAAUAGAGGCUCAGAUGGAAUCUGAAAGCCCUGUGAUGACCACUGAAGUUGAAGAAGUACCCAAGGAAGAGCUGCUGAGCUAUGAACAAGAGCCCGAGGCACUCGACGAGGUAACGGCCGCUGAUGACUCGCCAAAGAGCACACCUGCAGCACCAGCCAAGAGCACUCCCACUCCCACUCCCAAUCCGAACCCGAAUCUCUAUCCCAAUCGAGUUGUCAGGCAUGACCCUCAGCCGCAGGAAACCAUACAUACGUAUAAACCCUUCAGGACCAUCGAAGUACCAGCUCCUAAGACCAGUCAGAGCCAUUACUCCCAAGCCAAUGAAGGGGAAGUGCCUAUCCAGGAAGAGCUAACUGUUGCAGGACGCAAUGAAAACUCUCCAAUAACAGAGGGCUUCAAAUUUUCUACCCAACUUUCGGAGGCCGAGUCACGUUACCUAAUGCACUUGGUCUUGAAGCAAGCCCUACACGAUCUGGAGUCUGGUAAAACCAAAUACCAAGCCACUCUGAUGAUGGCCGACGACGAGGAGAGUCAUGGUGUGGAUUAGUUUUGACAAAUUAGUAAAAAUUCAUAAAAUAAUAUUAAGAUUUA